AUGGAGAUGGAAGCCUAUGCCAAUGGAAAUCAAUUCCCUGCUGGUCUCAGAAUUCUUGCUGUUGAUGAAGACAUCAAUGUUCUUAAUCUUAUUGAGGAGAUGUGCACUCAAUGCCAUUAUCAUGUGACUCCAUGCUCUGAAGCCAGAGUUGCAUUGAGUCUCCUAAGGGAAAGAAAUGUUCCUUUUGAUUUGAUACUAAGUGGUAUUCGUAUGCCGGACAUGGAUGGCUUUGAAUUCCUUCAGCAAGUUACCAACGAGAUUGAUGUUCCUGUCAUUAUGAUGUCUAUGCCUGAGGAAUCUACAAAAAGUGUUGUCAUGAGGGCUAUUACAAAUGGUGCUAGUGAUUUUUUUAUCAAGCCUUUGAGAGAGGAGCAAUUCAGGACCAUCUGGCAGCAUGUUAUGAGGAAAGCCUUUAAGGAAGAAAAUAUUACCAGCUUGGAAGAGUAUGAUAGGAAGAGAAGGGGUUCCGAUUCUUCUGUUACUGAUGAAGGUGUUGAUGCUGAUACUGCCACAAAAGAGAACGCUUCAACAAAAGAAGCUGUGGUUUAUGAGUCAGAGAUUAAUGGCUACACACCCACACAGAAGAAGCGUCGUAUAGUUUGGACUGCAGAACUGCAUGAAAACUUCAUGAGGGCUGUCACGCAACUCGGGCUUCAUAAGGCUGUGCCAAAGAAAAUUCUUGAAGAGAUGAAUGUUCCUGAUUUGACAAGAGAAAACGUUGCAAGCCAUUUGCAGAAAUUUAGAAACUUUUUGAAGAGAUCCAAUGCAGAGGCACAUCAACAGAAUGGAAUGUCCAACAAAUUCAAACAUGGUGGAUACAAUGGAUUUGAAGCUUUGGUUGCUUCUGGCCAUAUUUCACUUGAAAUGCUCUCAAACUUUCAAUCUGAGGUCAUGGGUUUCCCAAACAAUGAUAAUGUGCAGAUGAAUAACACAUUGCAGCAUCAGCAAAUUCAGCAGCAGACACUCAUGCAAAUUCAUUCAAUCAAUGGUUUUCAAUCUUCUCAUACUCAAAUCAUUGGUUAUAAUAACAAUGUGAUUUUGCCUCAAUCAAGUAACUUUUCUGGCAUUGCUCAAUUCCCCGUGGACAACAACAGAGGUAGAAACAUUUACUUACCUACUCAACAUCUUCAAAACACAUCUUUGAAGAGAUCUUCAUCAGUGCCUAUUAUUACACAAGGUGUUCCAUAUGGUUCUUCUACAUCUAGUCAUGAUUCACAAGUUGUUUCUUAUGUUGCACCUGUUGAGAAUAGCUGCACAGAUAUGAAUACACUGAACCAGGAUCCAAAUUAUUCUAUGCCACUAGAGGAUCUCCCACCCUCAUCAGGAUAUCCAUAG
Messenger RNA from Lotus japonicus, 1335 nucleotides. Its product is annotated as two-component response regulator ARR14-like. Gene Ontology annotation, biological process: phosphorelay signal transduction system; cytokinin-activated signaling pathway. Gene Ontology annotation, molecular function: DNA binding. The record is from RefSeq and is a predicted model, not a curated record. Bases 1 to 1335 code for a protein of 444 amino acids. The transcript has 5 exons. NCBI's taxonomy places the organism in Eukaryota, Viridiplantae, Streptophyta, Magnoliopsida, Fabales, Fabaceae.